AUGGCAAUUCGAGACCGUGCGGUGAAUAUCGUCACUCCCGGGGAUGCCCGGCCCCUCAAGCCCCUUCCUCUCCGAGCCCCCUCCUCCAAAGAGCCCCUGGGGAACACCCCAGCUUGCAUCCCACCACCCCAAAGCCAGGGGGCCGUAGGCCUCCAGCAAUCAGGGCCCUGUGCGCCCCAGGAGCUGGGCUGGGCGGCAGGGCCCCGGCAGCUACGUGCAUGCAAGGUCGCUGGAGUGGGCAAAGGCCCGGAGGCUGGAACAGAUCUGCGUGUGCAGGGGCAGGAACAGUCUCAGUCAACAUGGGCCACUAUAAAGGUAGUGAGCUCCCCAUCCUCAGAGGUGUGCGAGUCCCGGCUGGAAGAGAUGCUACUCAGGAGACAGGCUGAUGAGGCACAGACAGCCACAGUGUGGAAGACCCUGUGCCCGUUCUGGGGUGAGGAGUACCAGGUGCACCUGCCGCCCGCCUUCCACGCGGUGGCCUUCUACGUCAUGGAUGAGGAUGCCCUCAGCCGGGACGACGUUAUUGGGAAGGUCUGCCUUACCAGGGACACCCUGGCCGCUCACCCUAAGGGUUUCAGCGGAUGGGCGCACCUGACGGAGGUCGAUCCCGAUGAGGAGGUGCAGGGCGAGAUCCACCUGCGCCUGGAGGUGGUGCCGGGGCCGCGGGCCCGCCGGCUGCUGCGCUGCUCUGUGCUGGAGGCCAGGGACCUGGCCCCGAAGGACCGGAAUGGUGCCUCUGACCCCUUUGUCCGAGUGCGCUACAGCGGCCGGACACAGGAGACCUCGAUCGUGAAGAAAUCACGCUACCCACGCUGGAACGAGAUGUUUGAGUUUGAGUUGGAGGAGGGGGCCGCGGAGGCGCUGUGUGUGGAAGCCUGGGACUGGGACCUCGUCAGCAGGAAUGACUUCUUGGGCAAAGUGGUGUUCAAUGUCCAGAAACUGUGCACGGCCCAGAAGGAGGAGGGCUGGUUCCGGCUGCAGCCCGACCAGUCCAAGAAUCGGCGGGGAGAGGGCAACCUGGGCUCCUUGCAGCUGGAGGUGCGGCUGCGGGACGAGACGGUACUGCCCUCCGGCUGCUACCAGCCCCUGGUGCAGCUGCUGUGCCGUGAGGUGAAGCUGGGCACCCAGGGCCCAGGGCAGCUGAUAGCACUUAUCGAGGAGACGACAAGCACCGAAUGCCGCCAGGAUGUGGCCACCAACCUGCUCAAACUGUUCCUGGGGCAGGGACUGGCCAAAGACUUUCUGGACCUGCUCUUCCAGCUGGAGCUGGGUCGUACCAGUGAGGCUAACACCCUGUUCCGGAGCAACUCUCUGGCCUCGAAGUCCAUGGAGUCUUUUCUGAAGGUGGCUGGGAUGCGGUAUCUGCACGGCGUCCUGGGCCCCAUCAUUGACAAGGUGUUUGAGGAGAAGAAGUACGUGGAGCUGGACCCCAGCAAAGUGGAAGUCAAGGACGUAGGGUGCUCGGGGCUGCACCGCCCGCAGACAGAGGCCGAGGUGCUGGAGCAGAGCGCGCAGACGCUGCGCGCCCACCUGGCGGCGCUGCUGAGCGCGCUCAGUCGCUCCGUUCGCGCAUGCCCCGCCGUGGUCCGCGCCACCUUCCGCCAGCUUUUCCGGCGCGUGCGCGAGCGCUUCCCCAGCGCCCAGCACGAGAACGUGCCAUUCAUCGCCGUCACCAGCUUCCUGUGCCUGCGCUUCGUCUCUCCCGCCAUCAUGGCGCCCAAGCUCUUCCACCUGCGGGAGCGGCACGCGGACGCCCGCACCAGCCGCACCCUGCUCCUGCUGGCCAAGGCGGUUCAGAACGUGGGCAACAUGGACGCGCCAGCUUCCAGAGCCAAGGAGGCUUGGAUGGAGCCGCUGCAGCCCACCGUGCGCCAGGGCGUGGCCCAGCUGAAGGACUUCAUCACCAAGCUGGUGGACAUCGAGGAGAAGGAGGAGCUGGGCCUGCAGCGGGCGCUGAGCUUGCAGGCGCCGCCGGUGAAGGAGGGGCCGCUCUUCAUCCACAGGACCAAGGGCAAGGGUCCCCUCAUGUCCUCCUUCAAGAAACUCCACUUUUCCCUCACCACCGAGGCCCUCAGCUUCGCCAAAACGCCCAAUUCCAAGAAAAGUGCCCUCAUCAAGCCGGCCAACAUCCGGGCGGCGGAGAAGGUGGAGGAGAAGAGCUUCGGCAGCUCGAACGUCAUGCAGCUCAUCUACGAGGAUGAUGCGGGCAAGCCCCAGACCGUCUACCUGCAGUGCAGGUGCGUGAACGAGCUGAACCAGUGGCUGUCUGCGCUGCGGAAGGUGAGCAUCGGCAACCCUGGCCUGCUCGGCUCCUACCACCCUGGCGUCUUCCGCGGGGACAAGUGGAGCUGUUGCCACCAGAAGGACAAGUCAGAUCUGGGCUGUGACAAGACCCGGUCACGGGUGACCCUGCAGGAGUGGAACGACCCUCUCGAUCACGACCUGGAGGCCCAGCUCAUCUACCGGCACCUGCUGGGCGUGGAGCCUGUGCUGCGGUGA
Molecule: messenger RNA, 2499 nt
Organism: Puma concolor (puma)
Lineage: Eukaryota; Metazoa; Chordata; Mammalia; Carnivora; Felidae
Source: RefSeq, a predicted model, not a curated record